AUGUCGAAAGAAGAGCUACGAGAACUCGUAAAAGCCUGUUCUCAGCCUGAGCAGGAGCCGCCAUCAUGGGCCUCAAAUCCCUACCUCCCUCCGUCAAAUCUAGGAGACAUCACUCAGCGUAGUAUCGAUGUCUACUUCAUGUCGAAGCAGUCGAACGGCGAGAUGGGCGGCAUAGGCUGGUGGCAGUCGGCGAACGGAUACACCGCGGUCGCUCUACACGAUCUCUACUCCAACUCGAAGCGCAACUACGAAGUCCUCGCCACCGCGCUGCGUGAAUGCGAGAGACGCCAGCCGGGUUUAUUCAACGAGUUCAACGACGAUACGUUGUGGUGGGGGUUGUGUUGUCUGCAUGUGUACGAGAUUGGCGGAGAUGCUUGGUUCCUGGAAAAGGCGAAGGGUGUUUGGAGGCAUGUACAGGAUGUUCGAGGAGUUUGUCGACGUGGAGAGGCACAGUUUCGAGGUGUGGAUAUGGAAGGGGCUGUAUAUUGGAAGACGGACGAGGACUGUGAGCAGAUUAAUUCCAUUUCGACGGGGUUGUUUGCUGAGCUCAGUGUUCGUCUUGCUUUGGUUACGAAAGCUGCUCUGUCGAAAUAUCGUCUGUUCGGGUCUUUUUUUCCAAAUAAGGACGCCUCGGUGGAUGAGGAUGUUGAGAUCGCUCGAUGCUCAUUAGGCUGGAUACUUCGAUGUCGAUACCGCGCGGAUGAUGCCAUCGUCCUCGAUAACAUUAUGUUGAAACAGGAGGAGGCCCGAGACUGGACAUUUACUUACACAACAGGUGUAGCCAUCGGUGUUUGCGCACUCUUGUACGAGGUGACUCGAGAGGACGAGUAUCUGUCUCUGGCCUGCACGAUGGCUGAUAAGGCGAUGAAACGAUCUUCCUGGGUCGAAGAUAACGGCGUCCUGGCCGAACAUGGAGCGUAUGGCAAAGGCAACCACGAGCCGUGGCAGAACAGCGACGCUGUAGGUUUCAAAGCCGUCCUCAUGAGGCAUCUUGCGACAUUGUACGGCGUCGUUCGUCGGACCGCAUGUGUCGAGCGACAGGCUUGUGAGACUGCUGAUUUGAUCAAGACGUUCGUUAUCGUCAAUCUACAGAGUCAGCUGGAACGAAACACCAACGGGAAAGGACAGUAUGGCCCUUGGUGGAAUGGGCCUUUCGAGAUGCCGACGAGUCAUUCGCAGAUGGCUGUUCUGGACGUGAUGGCUGCCGCGAUUCUGGUGAACACAGCAGCAGACUUGGAUGCGACUGUAGCUGAUGUCGGGAUGUGGGCGGGCACCCGAAGUCUUCUGCAAAGGCCGGUCUUCGGGCUGCAAAUGGACGGCGCGAGACAGAAAGGAUGCUGGCGUCUGGGCAAAUACGAAGACGAACGUCUGCGCAAUUCGCGCAAAGAGUUGAAUGCAACAUGCGCGGGAAGUCGACUGUCCCGCGCCCUCAAAGGAUGUCUGUGGCGCGGUGAACCCUGA
Molecule: messenger RNA, 1461 nt
Organism: Zasmidium cellare ATCC 36951
Lineage: Eukaryota; Fungi; Ascomycota; Dothideomycetes; Mycosphaerellales; Mycosphaerellaceae
Product: glycoside hydrolase family 76 protein
Exons: 2
Coding region: 1-1461 (486 amino acids)
Biological process (GO): carbohydrate metabolic process
Source: RefSeq, a predicted model, not a curated record